This is a messenger RNA of Seminavis robusta, 2070 nucleotides long. The record is from the annotation of a GenBank genome assembly. NCBI's taxonomy places the organism in Eukaryota, Bacillariophyta, Bacillariophyceae, Naviculales, Naviculaceae.
AUGACAGGUCGACAUCAAGAAGUGGCUCCCUUUUCCUUUCACUGUCGGAUCUGCUAUGAGCGGUUGAACCUUACCGACCGGCCGCCCGUGGUUCUUCCCUGUGGCCACACGUAUAUUUGCCAGCAGUGCUCGCAACGGUUGACACGAUGCAUGGAGUGCCGUGUCAGGAUUGUCCCCGUCAAGAGACCUCCAGCUCAACAGUCCAAUCCCAACACUGCCAGGGGCUACCGACACCGCCAUACACAACAACGUCAUCAGAACUAUCAAUAUCCCGUCCCCACUACGGUAGAUGAGCUACACAAUGUCUGCAAGGCGACAGCAGGCCAGGAAGACAAACGGCCAAAACUGCCCAAGAAUGUGGUCCUGAUGAGUCUCUUGGAAGCAGCCCAACAAAAGGUGGGAUCUUCAGCCAUGAAAGACGAUGACGAUGAUGCCUAUGAAAGUGGAGACGAUGAUACACUUGUUUUGGAAGGACUGAGAGCACUUAAUAGCUCCUAUGGCACCUACGUUGUCAAGGCCAAGGAAGGAUUAUGGGUCUUUGACGGAAAACCAUCAGCGGCACAUUUGCAACAACACUUGCAGCAACUCCAAGCCGCCAAAUCACUCUCACGCAGCAAUUCCCUCAGCAGCUCGGAUCCUCCUGGAAAGAGUCCUUCCAAGGAAAAUCAGGAUCCCGCCAAUCCACUUACCAGACGUGUCCGUAGUUCGGGUGACGCCGCCAAGAAGGAUCGUCGCAGUAGCAAAUCGAGGUCACCCAUUCCCACGGCCAUUGUCACGGACUCGGACUCGAGUCUCAACCUGAGCAUUGCCAGUGGCUCGCGAUUGCCGUCAUCCAUCGGCAAACAACCAAGCAAAAAGGCACCCAAGGCGAAGGAACUCUUGAUUCAUGGACAGACGGUGCAAGUGGUGGUCUUUGGGCCCGAAUUUGUGGCGCAGCUAGCAAGAGGGGGAGGGUACAUACGGGUGGAACGUGACGAUCAGUUGGUCAAAGUCGGAGAACCUGCUGAUGAGGCGUGUCGCAUUGAAGGGAUCAUCUUCUCCGUUCUGGAAGAAAAGAAACAGUACAAGAGUCGCAUCGCCAACCUCAGCAAGUUGGAAAAGACGAUGCAGUCGUCUUUACGCAAGUUCUACAUCAAGGAAGCGGAAGAACUAGAGGAAAAGAGGGCCAAGGCCAAACUGGAGCAAUUGGAACGGGAAAAGGCAUCGCUGCACAACACAUCCGUGGCACUAUCGCUCUUGGAGGAAGCUAGCGAUGACGAUCAAGAGGACGAUCUCUUUCGUCCUGUCAAUAUCACGCCACCAUCUUCGCCACCUCAGCUGUUGGAAGUAUCUCCCGACAGUGGGCUGGGAUCUCCAGUGUCACCUCGUCCAUCGACCACCAGACGUGGCCAAGCUGCUGCAGCAGCAGCCACAGCGCAGGCAGACGAAAUGGUAAACCCGCAAGCCGCACCUGCGUAUCACUACGAAAUGAACGGCACUGCGUCUCCACGUCAAGCAGGAAGUCCUCCCAGCAAGGAUAACGCGAGCCCCACAACCACUUGGGAAGAGGAUUUCUUUCAGCAUGGGUGCGAUAUGUUCUUUUGCGCCACCAUGCCACUCUGUGUGGGUCCAACGGCAUCUACGGCAGUCAAUGACGUGCACGGAAUUGUGGGACCAGCCCUGCAACCCACUGCCUCCAUCCUGACUGGCAUGGAUGCUGGAAGUCAUCAUCAGCAACACCACUUUAUGAGUCAUCAAUCGCCGCUUCACCAUCGGCAGCACUAUGUGUUCCCUUCGUUGGACCGAAACGAGUCUUUGGAUGGCAAUGGCUCUACGUUAAGCAGUGGCAGUACGGUCGCCAGUGGGGCCGUGGACUUUGCUACUGGGCUGUCAGGACAUUACGGCAUCUCGCGGGGUGGCAAACGACGACAACCGAUUCGCAAGAAGGAAGUGCGAAUGAUGAGCCAACAUGAUGGCGUCGCCCAUAUUCGACGCACGCAAAAACACAGUGGCGCUGCCAGUGUGGUCAGCGUAGGGGGAUCCUCCAAGGCUUCCAUUGCGACCUUAAAUCUCUCCAUCGCUGUAAAGUAG